GGCAGGCAGGCCCCUGCGUCCCCCUGAAGGGAGCACAGCUGAAGGAGUCAGGGCCAGGGCGGCAGCCCCUGCUCCGCAAAGGUGGGCAGGGUCUGCCCUGUGGGCAGCGGGCAUCUCUGGAGGUUCGCCAAGGGAGUGCCGUGUGGGUGCCCUGUGGAUGAGCAGGCUUGCUGGGCUCCUGGGGAGAGCUAGGAUGAAGCCACAUGACAGAGAGCUGCACGCGGCUCACAGGACGUAGCUGUUGCAGCCACCUCCCCAGUUCUGAGAAAUGCUACAGGCAGUGGCAGGACCCCAUGGUAGCCAGGUGGGUGAAGGGGAGCAGACGGUGCAGUGGCCUUGAAGAAGACGCCUCUGACCUGCUGUGCGCGUGACCAGGUGGCCCCGAAGGCAUGACCAUGGAUGCCAUUCACAUUGGCGUGUCCAGCACGCCCCUGGUGAAGCGCACUGCCAGUGCCGGGCCCAAGACCAGCAGGCCCCGGGUCAUGUCCAAGAGUGGACACAGCAAUGUGCGUAUCGACAAAGUGGACGGCAUAUACCUACUCUACCUUCAAGACUUGUGGACCACUGUCAUCGACAUGAAGUGGAGAUACAAGCUGACCCUGUUUGCAGCCACGUUCGUGAUGACCUGGUUCCUUUUCGGAGUGAUCUACUAUGCCAUCGCCUUCAUCCACGGGGACUUAGAGCCCAACAAGCGGAUUUCAAACCACACCCCCUGCAUCAUGAAGGUGGACUCCCUCACGGGGGCCUUCCUCUUUUCCCUGGAGUCCCAAACCACCAUCGGCUACGGAGUCCGCUCCAUCACGGAGGAAUGCCCUCAUGCCAUCUUCCUGUUGGUGGCCCAGCUGGUCAUCACAACCUUAAUCGAGAUCUUCAUCACUGGCACCUUUCUGGCUAAAAUCGCCAGACCCAAGAAGCGGGCGGAGACCAUCAAGUUCAGCCACUGUGCGGUCAUCACCAAGCAGAAUGGGAAGCUGUGCCUGGUGAUCCAGGUGGCCAACAUGAGGAAGAGCCUCCUGAUCCAGUGCCAGCUCUCGGGCAAGCUCCUUCAGACCCAUGUCACCAAGGAGGGGGAGCGGAUCCUCCUCAACCAGGCCACCGUCAAAUUCCACGUGGACUCCUCCUCCGAGAGCCCCUUCCUCAUCUUGCCCAUGACAUUCUACCAUGUGCUGGAUGAGACAAGCCCCCUCAGAGACCUCACCCCCCAAAACCUGAAGGAGAAGGAGUUUGAGCUGGUGGUGCUCCUCAACGCCACCGUGGAGUCCACCAGCGCCGUCUGCCAGAGCCGCACCUCCUACAUCCCUGAGGAGAUCUACUGGGGCUUCGAGUUCGUGCCCGUGGUGUCUCUCUCCAAAAACGGAAAGUAUGUGGCCGACUUCAGUCAGUUUGAGCAGAUCCGGAAGAGCCCAGAUUGCACCUUUUACUGUGCGGAUUCUGAGAAGCAGAAACUGGAGGAGAAGUACAGGCAGGAGGACCAGCGGGAGAGAGAGCUGAGAACUCUCUUGCUGCAGCAGAGCAACGUGUGACAGCGCGGCGGGGUCCCUGGGCUUGGCUGCCAGCUGCUUCCACCCGUGCUCCCUCCACAGGCAAGGUCACUGUGAACACGGACACGUCCGAAGGCACUAACUCUACAAACGACACAACAUCCCCAUCCGUCUUUUCCUUUGGCCUGGGAGCUGAAUGGACAUUUCCACCGUCGAGAGGGUUCCCUUGAAAUGCUUCAUUUAACCUGAACUUUCAAAAUUCAAAUCUUCCCAAAUGGGGCUGCGUUUCAAAGCACUUUGAAACAGGGCAACUGGAAUCCUGUCCUGCUGGAUGGAUGGACAUUUAGAAAUUUGACAUUGAAAGGUAAUGCAUUUCUAUGCGAGGAUAUGAGCUAUAAUAUAAGGUAUUUAUUCAAGUAUCAAAGACAUAUUGUUGCUUUAAAACAUUCUUUUUUUGAGCAGAGAAAAUGUUAUGUUCAGUGGGGUCUCUCUGGGCACCAUAUUAAAAGGGUCACAGGGACUCUAUAGUCACAAAACAUAGCAAUUCCAUUUUUACCUCUGCAAUGGAAUGAAAUUGACCACAUCAGGAAUUAACCGUCAUGAAGACACACAAAUGGAGCUGGUGCUGUUGUCCACACUGUCGUGGUUGGAAUGUGCUGGGCUCUUUCUAUUUAAAAUGGGGUUCCCAGACCAGCACCCUCAGCACCAUCCACAAGCUUGUUCACAGUGUAGACCCUCAGGCCCCACCUGGACUUACAGAAUCAGAGCUUGUGUCUUUACAAGCCCCCCAGAGGUGGUGAGAUCUCUGCGCUGGACCAAGUCUCCCUCCACCUCUGUGGGUCCAUGGCCACCUGGCCUGCAGGCCUGGCCUGCCAUCUUUCCUUGGUUACUGCGGCCAGUGUCCCUGCCAGCCAUUUCACUUCCUAUCAAUUAAACUGCCUUGUCUACAAAGGAACCACCACUGCCAUCCCAAGAGAAAAUGAAAUUUAUGAGAAAGUGGUUGACCCACUCGUGCUGAGUCCAUGCUGUUGAUUAGAUAUAGCACGAAAGAAAAAUUAAGCUGCACAGAACCCAGGAAAUUUGCUCAGAUGCUGAAGUCCCCAAGGUUGGAGGCCCCCAGGAGGAGACAAGCUGAGCAUGAGAAAUUCACACACGAGGGGUCCUCAGAGCAUGAGUGAGUGAGCUGAUCUGAUAGCAUGUGAACUCUUCACUCAGUAUUGAACCAAAUCUGACGCAACUCAGUGUCACCAAGGUAACAUGUUGCCUUUAGCAGAUUUUAGGAGCCUGUUAUCCUGCAUUUCUUUGGAAGCAGAGAAUACUUGGGCUAGGAUUGGCUAAAUGUGCAAAAGGUGAUUUCUCAUUUAAACCAAGUCAGAUUUAUGUAUUUUCUCAAGAAGAAUGUAAUGCAGGUGUGCACAAACACACCAGCCCACACAUACACUCACAGGCACUCACACAUGCCUACACAGACACCACAUGUAUAUACACAGGCAGACACAGACACAGACAUCACACAUAAAACAUGCAAGUACACAGACACCUCACACACAACCUGCAUGUUCACAGGCACACAGUGCAUGCACACAGACACACCGACACACAGUGACACACAUGCAAACACAUGCACACACAUGAGACAUGUCCUGUCUCUUCAAGCAUAAUGGUGGAAAUGAUUAAUGACAAACAUUCGUGAUCGAGAGAAAUCAAUGAUAAAUCCUCUCGUUUAUAUUUUCUUCUAUCAGAAGGAGCUUUGGGACUCAGAGCAGAUGGGAAAAGUAAACUGAAUAUAGGUUGAGUGACGUGGUGAUGUGAAUUACAGCCGAUCAGGUCCUAUCUUGAUGUUACCACAUUUUCAAAUGUUCUACCAUUGAGUGGAAAAUGUGGCUAAAACUCUGACCUUAAACUGGACACUCACUGCUGGUGUAAACAUAACAAGCGAAUGUUGUAAAGGUUUUAAGAACCAUCUCAAUGCAUAAGAGGAAGGAUUUUGCCUUUAAUUAUUGUCUUUUAAUAGAAUUUUUUUUUCUUUUUCUGUUGAUGAUUUUAUGGCAGGUUGUUUCAGAACCUCAUUCUCUUUUUAAAAAGUACAUUAGGGUAGUUAGGUAUUAGCUUUUUUAGUUCUUAGACAUAGUUUUUCAUACUGUGGUAUAAUCUACAGGAAAAUAAUGCCACAGACGGGUUUACAGUUUUCUGUUGCACUAUUCAAUUCUUUCCACAGUAUUCACAUCAGCGCUAAUUUGAAUGUGAUCCAGAUUAGAUGUCGCACACCUUAUGUCAUGUGGUAGACAAUGACUUAGCAUAAGAUUGAGAAAUCUUUUAUAUAUUCACUUAUCAACUUCAGUCAAAUUUGGAAAACUUGAUCACCUGAUUUUUGCACUAUGCACAGACCAAAUAUGCAAUGCCUUGAAAGCCAGUAUUUGUGUAAGUCAAUAAAUCUUAUUAUAGCAUAAUAUUCAAUGUAGCUCUGAGUUACAUCUGGCCUGAAACGAGUGUUUUUACAGACUUGCCUAAUUAUUUACUACUUUGUACAAAAUACUCUCAUGCUAACAUGCUAACAGAAGAUGCAGGAAGCAGAUAUCUGUGACCUUCUGAUUGGAAUGGAUUCAGCUCAACACCCCACUCUGAAGUGGAUGGACGAAUAGCAUGUUUUUGAACCAAAGAGUCUGCAGCAUUUUGAAACUUUUCUAAUACAUCAGGUCUUCUGUGUAAGGCCAUUCUAACAUGGCAUGUUCCAUUUGAGAAACCACAAAGUAAACAGCAAGUCUGUGUAAUCUGCGAGCCGUGUCUUCUUUCCGUAAUGAAAUAUGUUGUACUUACUCGGUACCUCCAGACAGCCAGCAGACGCUGACGAGCUGACCUCACCAUGAACCACCUUUGGGGAGGAGGUGGAUACGGGUUCCCUUUGCCUUUCAAGAGUAGAGAUUCAAGAAGACUAAACUAGCUAGUUAUGAGUAAAAAAUGCCAUCAGCUGGUGGACCAGAUAUUUAGAGGAGUUUAAACGACUAUUUGUUUGGGUUUUCUUUGAAUUAAAUGUUCAAUUUUCAUUGACUCUCCUUUGAUAGCAUCAAAAUGUAAAUUAGAUCAAUAAAAAUGUGACAGUCUCUGCCAUUCUCUUUUCCAUUACACUUUCUCCCUUGAUCAAAUCCUCCACAUCUGAUCAUCUGGAGAUCAUCAUGAUCAUCUGAAGAAAGAAGGAGGGAGAAGAAAAACAAACCAAGCGUCAGGCCUUCCCACUGGCAGCUCAGUCAGGGAGCACCCCUGGCCUUGGUUCGGUAUUUUGUUCUCAUGGUCAGACAUUUCACCUUGUGGCCUAACAAAGACUUCUAGGCCCUGGAGCUUGAUUUUCAUUCCUGCUAGACUUUUCCUAUUAAAUAUUUGGAAUAACUAGUUUUGAAUGUAAAUUAUUUUAUUAUAGCUUUCUGAGACACAAUUCUUUUAAUGAAAGAUGUUAGCAUUUCAAGUCUUGAUAUUCGAGGUCGUGGGAUGCACAUGAGCGCCAAUAUUUGACUUGAGAUAGGUCCAAGAUGCAUUUGAUUUUCUUCCCGUAGGAAGGCUUUUGCUGGAAAGUCUGACACUUAAUAUUUUACUUCUAAUUGAUGAACUACAUACAUUUUACCCUUUGUGCAUUUCAGUUCUUCUUUAAUCAGAACAAAUUGCCAACCAGUCCUUAGAAUUGUGGACAGCAGGAAAUAGUUUCUGCUCUCAGAGGGAAUGUGACUUCCGAGCAGAGGUAGCCUCCAGAAUUAGAAUUUGCAAUGAGAUUGUGAGGUUAGAACUUGUUGAGAUUAAAGGGAAAAGAGUUAUUUAAAUUCUGGAAGCACUGGUAUUUAUUAGCAAGCUCUUCUUUUCCUGUUGCGUCAUUUUGAUUUUCUUUUAAAGAAAUCUGAAACAAAGCCUUCUCUUGAGAUUAAGAAAUGUGUGAGAAACAUGUACAAAAAUACAAGCUCAUUGUUGAUGGAUGAGUCUUUCAUGUAAA
Talpa occidentalis (Iberian mole) is the source of this 5457-nucleotide messenger RNA. It is a transcript of the gene KCNJ15, whose product is annotated as potassium inwardly rectifying channel subfamily J member 15. Gene Ontology annotation, molecular function: inward rectifier potassium channel activity. The record is from RefSeq and is a predicted model, not a curated record. Gene Ontology annotation, cellular component: plasma membrane. Gene Ontology annotation, biological process: regulation of monoatomic ion transmembrane transport; potassium ion import across plasma membrane. NCBI's taxonomy places the organism in Eukaryota, Metazoa, Chordata, Mammalia, Eulipotyphla, Talpidae. The coding region runs from base 390 to 1523 and encodes 377 amino acids. The transcript has 3 exons.